GCGCGAUUAAACUGCACUUUGUACCAACUUUUUUGCUGCCAAGUGACACAGAAACACUAAGGAACUGGGCUAGGGGUUAGAAUAAAUAUUAAAAGGGCAUUCAUUUGAUAAAUUAAACGGACUUCACAUGACGAGGAAGAGGGUCGUCAAACAGCAUGGUGCAUCCUCCGCAGCCAGCAAAGUUCAGAGGUCUGCCCGGGUCCAGAGGGAUGAAGCACCGUCCCGGUGGUGGCUGAAAAGAGGCUUAUUGGCCCUUGUUAUCUUCCUUUUGGUGCCCUGCUUGCAGAAGACACUCCCUGAAUUAAUCCAGCACCUUGUUUACACUCACAGAGUCAGGGUGCCGUUCUUUAUUGACCUGAGCCGACCCUCUGAUCUCUCCCUUAAUCACACCGUCAACAUGUACUUAACAUCAGAGGAAGGAAUCUCCCUUGGCGUGUGGCACACUGUCCCUGAAAGUAAGUGGAAGGAGGCACAAGGGAAGGACUUGGCAUGGUACCAGGACACUUUAAAGGAUAGAAGUCCAGUUUUUAUAUAUCUUCACGGAAACACAGGCACAAGGGCAGCCGCUCAUCGGAUCGGAGUGGCAAAAGUAUUGAGUGCACUUGGUUACCACGUGCUGGUGCCUGACUACAGAGGAUUUGGAGAUUCCACCGGGGAGCCGACUGAGGCCGGUGUGACCACAGAUGCCCUCUACGUUUACAACUGGGUCAAAGAACGCAGCGGGGACAGCCUGGUCGUCAUCUGGGGACACUCUCUUGGCACCGGAGUGGCCACUAAUGCUGCAGUCAAACUGCAUGAGCAAGGGAGGAGUUUUGAUGGUGUGAUUCUGGAGGGUACAUUCAAUACUAAGGGACAGGAGAUGCCGAUUUUUACCUGGUAUUACUGGAGGCUUCCAGGCUCUGGAUACUUAUUCCCAGAUCCAGGGGAAGAAAACAAGGCUUUAUUUCCUUCUGAAGAAAAUUUGAAGAAAAUGACAUGCCCGAUCCUUUUCCUCCAUUCAGAGGACGAUCACUUGGCUCCCAUUCAGACUGUUCAGGAGCUGUAUGAGGUAGCAGUGAUGGCCCAGAAUGCAGAGCGGGUCAAGAUGGUGCCAUUUGACGGUUCUCUGGGGUAUCUGCACAACGGCUUAUAUCGAGACCCCCAUCUGCCUGACAGCUUACAGAAGUUUGUCCUGUCGCUGUAAAGUUGGAAGCAGAAGACUUCAGACACACAUUGCCAAUCAAUUGCUUUUGUCUUUAUGACUGCAUUUGCACAAAUAUGUGAUUUUCUUUACUUUUCAAAUUUGUAUUUGUUUGUUUUAUAUCUUAUAUUUUUAAGAAUAAAUGCAAACAUUUUUCUGGCAAUCGUAAAAAAAAAUGGUGUGAUUUGUAUGAGCCAUUGUAGCAGAAUCCACCCUCUGCUGGGCAUUGUGGUGUGGUGAUAAUGCUCAUCUAUAAUUCCCAAUAAUGAGUUUUGUAAUCCAAGGUUUAAGAUGUCUAUGUUUUUAUUUCAGAACAAUACAUGGAGAGCAGCUGCUGGCAAAUGUCAGAAAUGAGUUGUGAAUGUCUUUCAAUUCAACCACAGGAUAUAAAGUGCAUUCCUAUCAGUUGAAAGAACCUCAGUUCAAAUGUCUUUGCCGUUAAAUUAUAAUAAAUCUGUAUCACUGCUGAUGUCAACAAGCAA
Messenger RNA from Gymnodraco acuticeps, 1662 nucleotides. RefSeq lists its product as uncharacterized. NCBI's taxonomy places the organism in Eukaryota, Metazoa, Chordata, Actinopteri, Perciformes, Bathydraconidae. Gene Ontology annotation, molecular function: monoacylglycerol lipase activity; phosphatidylcholine lysophospholipase A1 activity. The record is from RefSeq and is a predicted model, not a curated record. The coding region runs from base 128 to 1183 and encodes 351 amino acids. Gene Ontology annotation, cellular component: endoplasmic reticulum membrane. The transcript has 13 exons. Gene Ontology annotation, biological process: monoacylglycerol catabolic process; phosphatidylserine catabolic process.